CCUAUUGUUAUGGAAACCUAACACUAUAAAUACUCCUGUCCGCAUUCAUUACCAGAAUAGCCCACAAACAAAAAAGCGUUUUUCAUUCCCCCCCUCCCUCUCUCUUCAACAUCUCUAUUUUGAGAGGGAGAUCAAAAAUGGAGUUAAGGGUUAAUACUCAUUUGAGCUUAUUACUCGUUAUUAUCGGUAUUCUUUCGACAUUAAUGGCGGUUGAUGCAGCCGCAACCGGCUGUGAUCUGUUCCAGGGAAAUUGGGUAUUGGAUAGUUCUUAUCCACUCUACAAUGAAUCCACCUGCCCCUUCCUUGAAAAAGAGUUCAACUGCAUCAACAACGGCCGCCCGGACCGAUUAUAUCUCAAAUACCGAUGGCUACCUCGCGGUUGCCGCUUAUCCAGAUUUGAUGGUCGAUACUUCUUAGAAAAACUAAGAGGGAAAACCAUUAUGUUUGUAGGAGAUUCGCUUAGCCGAAACCAGUGGUUGUCGAUGUUGUGUAUGAUUCACUCGUCGGUGCCAACAACAAAUUACGCGGUCAACAUCUCCGUGAUUAAAGACAUGACCACUUACACCUUUAAGGAUUAUGGGUUGAAAGUGACAUACCAUCACAAUUUGUACCUAGUGGAUAUAGUGAAGAGAAGGUUUGGAAGAGUGUUGAAUUUGAAUACGGUGACAGCUGGCAAACUGUGGUUGGAUGUUGACUACCUUAUCUUUAACACGUGGCACUGGUGGAACCGUAGAGGAGCCAGUCAACCAUUUGAUUAUAUACAAGACGGGACUCGUAUAUACAAGGACAUGGAUCGGUUAGUGGCUUUCGGCAAGGCCAUUGUUACAUGGGGUCAAUGGGUCGAUGCUAACGUUGUUCAGAACAAAACAAAAGUGUUUUUUCAAGGGAUAUCGCCGUCUCAUUACAAUGGCACCGAUUGGGGAAACCCAAAGGCAAAAUCCUGCUAUGGUCAGAAAAUUCCUGUAUUAACCUCCGUUUAUCCUGGAGCCGCAUUGCCCGCGGUGGCAGCUCUCAAAAAGUCAUUGAAAACCAUCAAGAAACCGGUCACUUUGUUGGACAUUACCAACCUCUCACUGCUCCGAAAAGAUGGCCACCCGUCAAUUUACGGGUUUGGGGCGACGGAUUGCAGCCACUGGUGCCUCGCUGGAGUUCCAGACACAUGGAACAUUUUGCUUUACAACCUCAUGUUUUAGGAAAAGAAAAUUCAUAAUUCACUUAUUGGAUUAUUAUUAUAGAAAAUAUUAAGUGAUAUACAGAAACACCACUAUACCAUUACUUAGAUAUUCUUGAGGUGAGGGCAUUAUUGUAAUUUAAAUUUAGAUACCAUUGCCAUGAGUAUAAAUGGCAUAUAAUCAUAUAUUCAAUACUUAUUCAAUUCUUGAUUUAAAGAAAUGAAAUAUAUACUCUUAUUAUUGUU
Molecule: messenger RNA, 1417 nt
Organism: Helianthus annuus (common sunflower)
Lineage: Eukaryota; Viridiplantae; Streptophyta; Magnoliopsida; Asterales; Asteraceae
Product: protein trichome birefringence-like 41
Exons: 5
Coding region: 138-1193 (351 amino acids)
Cellular component (GO): Golgi apparatus
Molecular function (GO): O-acetyltransferase activity
Source: RefSeq, a predicted model, not a curated record